Messenger RNA from Trichoderma atroviride IMI 206040, 296 nucleotides. The record is from RefSeq and is a predicted model, not a curated record. Lineage: Eukaryota; Fungi; Ascomycota; Sordariomycetes; Hypocreales; Hypocreaceae.
CUGCCACGUUAAUUCGACGAAAAUUCUACAAACAUGAACUUGGUUCCAUUAAUACUCGAUUGGUCGUAAUUACACAGCAUGGCACUGACAGUAGUGACAAACCGGACAUUAAUGAACAUUGUCAACCAGCGAAUCUUGGCUAAUGGUGGUAAAAUUAUGAUUCAAGAAUUACAAACAAUAUACGACGAUUUUCCCUCUAUCCUCCCCACAUUCUAUUCCCUUUUAUAUCUAUAUGCUUUCCCCCCAACGGGAGAGCUGGGUAUCAUAUAAAAUGCCGACUCAAUAUCAUGCUCGAC